AAUCAAACUCGAUCGCCGCUUUCCGUCUCUCUCCGCCGCUCCGCCACCGAAUCUGCUCAACUCAAACAGUCGGAAAAAUUCAAAAAGAAGUUUGUAGUUCACCAUAAACCCUAAUUAAGAUUCUCCGGGCAACUAAUUUCUUCAGUCUCCUAUUUUGAAGUAUAAUUUCGCUACUCUGCUGAACUCAGCUAGCUAGCUAACUUCAGUUUCCGCCUGCAAAAGUCAAACCAUAGAAUUAUCCGUAGUUACCGGAAUUAUAGUUCGAGGUUGGCACUGAUAUGAAGUGGUGGUGGGGUUGUGGUGGUGUUGGUAUCGAACAUGAGCGAUGGAGGUGGAGGUACCAUAAAGGAAGCUGAGAUUAAUAGUAACUCGACUAACUAUCGCCACUCUAAGAAAAAGAGAUCUCGGAAUGUUGAUAUUACCCAUUCCGUUGCUCGAGUUGCGGUAGCUCAGUUAUUGGAUGAUGCCGGUUUCCAGAGCUUCCAACUGUCGGCCCUGGAUGCCCUGGCUGAUGUGGCGGUACGCUACAUUUGUGACAUUGGGAAAACUGCAAACUUGUAUGCAAAUUUAGCUGGUAGGAGUCAGUGCAAUUUGUUUGAUGUAAUUCAGGGGCUAGAGGAUCUGGGAUCAGUGCAGGGGUUUCCAGGUGCGUCUGAUGUUCAUCGUUGGCUUUCAAGUUCGGGUGUAGUGAGGGAGGUGGGACGGUAUAUUGGAGAGUCUGAGGAGAUCCCGUUUGCAUAUUCUAUUCCUGGAUUUCCAGUUGUCAAGGCAAGGGAGCCACGACAGAGCUUCGCUCAGACUGGAAUGACACCACCUUCAGAGCAUAUACCUUCGUGGCUGCCUGUAUUUCCAGACCCCAAGACUUACGUGAAUUUACAUUCGGGGCAGGAGAAGGCUCUCCAGAAUGGGGAGGGUGAAAAUGAGCAGGUCGAGAAGGACAAGGAUGGCAGUAAGGGUUCAGUAAAUUCGCUGCAGAAAAUUACUAAUGGAUCCGACCCGUCUGUUGCUGUUAACCUAGGGGAUGCUAGAGGAAAACGCUCAGUGGGGUGUAAUCCAUUUCUGGCACCGCCUGUUCAAGCUGGGGAGAAGGAGGUUUCUCCAGUUGUCAUCCCAGCCAAACUUUUGGAUGGCUCCUUCAUGCAGGGUAAUGAUCACGGGGUUUUGGAUAAUCAUAUCUCAGUUUUAGAUACAUUUGCACCUGCAAUCGAGGGGCUCAAUAAUGGGUCGAAAAUUGAUCCAGAUGAUGGAAGGAAGGAUGUGCCUUUCCACAGGAGUUCUACAGUAAAAUUCAAAAUUUUUGGUGUCAGAAAAUCCUCCCUUAGGAGUUUAAGCGUGCCGAAGCAGGAGGUUGCGACAAGUGCAUCUUGGUUAGGUGAUGCUGACACUGAAGAUGAUACGAAAAAGAGGGCGGAGCAGAUCCUAAAACAGUCAUUCGAGUCUGAUGGAGCUGACACUGUUGUAAAUUAGACGUGUUCUGAUUAGAACAUGUACACGUAGCAUGUUGUACGCAGAUGUUAGUUUCACGAUAGUCAGUUAGGAUUGUUUGUAAGUGGGCUUGCUAGAGCAUCCCAGCAUAACAAGUUAUUGAGGUACAUGCUACCCUUUUUCCUCGUGAUCUUUUAUUUAUUACUCUUUCUAGAAUGUUUAAUCUUGUUCGUUGCUAUCUUUCUUCACAGCUUUUCAGCAUUUAUCCAACAGAUUUGCUACUUGUUCAUGUUUUCC
This is a messenger RNA of Oldenlandia corymbosa var. corymbosa, 1722 nucleotides long. The record is from the annotation of a GenBank genome assembly. NCBI's taxonomy places the organism in Eukaryota, Viridiplantae, Streptophyta, Magnoliopsida, Gentianales, Rubiaceae.